GUCUUAUCAAAAAAAUAAAUACCAAAAAAUGGUUUGGUUACGGUCAACGAAAUACAAUAGAAUUCAAAAUCGUAAUAAAUAUUUUUGAAAGGCAUAAAAUCCAUCCUCCAAAAAGGUAAAAAGCAAACACCUUUUCGUUUACCAAGAAGGCAAAAAAGAAAAAGUGAAAAUAACCGCGCCUUAACAACAAACUGCUCUGGUAAUAUUUAGGCACUGAAGUUUUCUCAAACCGAACAUUUCCAAAUCAGCACACAAUUGCCUUCUUCUAUGCUUCUUCUGCCUCCCUUUCUCUGUAAAGUUAAAAAGCCCCCUCAAAUCUUUACCCCAGAAAGAGAGAGAAACCAAGUGAAGUAGGUGAGUGAGUGAUUCUGCUCUUUCUCCUCUCACUAUGCAAAUCUUCUGAUCGUUUCAGCAUUGUGUUCUCUUCAUUUGCAGUAGAAAAAGAAAAAAAAAAGAUGUUCAAGAAUCAGCUGCAAGAAUUAGCUCAAAGAAGCUGCUUCAAUCUACCGUCGUAUGCGUGCGUGAGAGAAGGGCCCGAUCACGCCCCGAGAUUCAAAGCCUCGGUGAAUUUCAACGGCGAGGUUUUCGAGAGCCCCACUUACUCCACCACGUUGCGGCAGGCGGAGCACGCGGCCGCAGAGGCGGCGCUCAACUCCCUCUCCGCGAGAGGGCCGUCGAAAUCGCUGACAGCCAGAAUUCUCGAUGAGACGGGAGUGUACAAAAAUCUACUUCAAGAAACUGCUCACAGAGCUGGAUUAAAACUGCCCGUUUACACCACCGUCAGAUCGGGCCCCGGCCACGUUCCCGUCUUCACCAGCACCGUCGAGCUUGCCGGAAUGACCUUCUCCGGCGACGCCGCCAAGACCAAGAAACAAGCCGAGAAGAAUGCUGCCAUUGCUGCUUGGUCCGCAUUAAAACAAAUGCCGAAUUUGGGGCCUUUGUCGGAACAAGAAAAUGUUGGAGGCGGGAAAUGUUGGAAUGCAGGCAGAGUGAUAAGACGAAGAGAUCCUCAUCAGCAUCAGCAAGCAGGUAGAGGGAGAAUGCAGAGGCCUUUUCCCCAGAAACGGCCAUGGAAGUUUCCCGAUCCAUUCUUGGAUCCUACUCCUGCUUUAGACACUCACAAACACAACGCCAACACCAACACCAACAGCUUUCUCUCUCUUCUCCCUCCGCCGCCGCCGAGGACCGCUUCCAAAAUCCUGCCUCCCAACUGGCCCACUUCCAAUGUGUUUUUGGAAGACGAUCACGAAUGGAUUAACAAGAUUUGCGAGGCUAUCAAGAAGGACACCCCCAGCUCAAGUUCGAGCUCCAUUUAUGGAGGGAAACAAGGAGUGUACAGUCAGUUCGGAGCAGAAAAUGCGAGAAGAAGAAACAUUCUUGAUUUCCCUCCAAUCUCAACAUGUCAUAACCAAAUGGGAUUAAUGCCCAAAUUCCCCGCAGCUCAGAGGUUCGCACCGGCAGUUCAAAUCAGGUCCGUCAUUCCGGUGUGCGCGGCUCCACCGAGCUCCGACAAAUCGCCGCCGCCAUCAGAGUUAGCAGUAGUUUCCUCUUUGAGCAAGCUAAAGUUGUGAUGAAUUUUUCCAACUAAAAGUCGUGUAAGUUGAAGUGAUUAGUCCUUAAACCCCUCCUUUUCGCGUUUAUGAAUGAGAUGAGUGUUUUUGCGCCACUAA
Messenger RNA from Salvia miltiorrhiza (redroot sage), 1670 nucleotides. Its product is annotated as double-stranded RNA-binding protein 3. Gene Ontology annotation, molecular function: double-stranded RNA binding. NCBI's taxonomy places the organism in Eukaryota, Viridiplantae, Streptophyta, Magnoliopsida, Lamiales, Lamiaceae. The record is from RefSeq and is a predicted model, not a curated record. The transcript has 3 exons. Bases 456 to 1571 code for a protein of 371 amino acids.